GCUAGAGGUGGGGAUCGGGAACAGAGUCGCCUGGAUUGCAACACCUUCGAGACCCCCUCCCACUCCCUGUUGUGCAUAUGGGGAAAUAGACUUGCGGAGAGGCGACCUCACUUAGGUCAUUAACAUUGCCGUGCUGGACUGAAAGGGGAAGCCGCGCCGCUAACUUCAGGCCUCGGCCUUUGGGGCAGCGCUCAGGUGGACAGAGCCUCCUCUGUAGUCCGGAGGACCUGGGUUUAUGCCUUGCCUGGGACAGUUCCUAGUUGGGUGACUUUGGGCAAGCCUCCUUUUCAUCCCUGCUUGUCUGAAGAUGUGGCACCUACAGGGACUGAGCUAUGGGUUCAGCCCACUUCAGCCAAAAGCAUGAAGAAACCAUCGCUGGUCAAGACCAGGAGAAUCAAAUAGGGUGGCAGCACAUCUAAGGACUAGAGCCACUUGGAGGAGCCAGAGCCUCUGAUCUCUCCAUCUUCACCCAGCCAGGGCCAGUGAUCAUCCUCAGCAGCUGGCAUCAUAAGGAAGACUUGGAGACCUGGGAGCGCUCAGGGAAGCAUUCUUCUGAGACAUGGAGUUUUGGGGUAGAAUGCUGCAGGCCUUCCUGUCUGGCCUGGGGAGGAGGGGAGGCACUCGGGGCUGGGCCUUCAGCUCAUGGCGACCCCAUCGGCCUCUACCUGGGUUGUUGAAUGCCACAGAGCUGGUCAGUCACUGGACGGCAAUCUUUGAGAAGAGGGGCAUCCCUGAGGCCCAGGCAUCCAGUGAGUACAUCGUGGCUCAUGUCCUUGGAGCCAAAACAUUUCAGAGUCUCAGGCCAGUACUUUGGACCCAGCCCCUGACCCCUUGGCAGCUACAGUGCAUCCAGGAGCUGAGUAGCUGCCGAUUACAAAGGAUGCCUGUGCAGUACAUCCUUGGUGAGUGGGACUUUCAGGGGCUCAGUCUGAAGAUGGCACCCCCAGUGUUCAUACCUCGGCCGGAAACAGAGGGGCUGGUUGAAUGGGUGCUGGAGGAGGUGGCCCAGAGGCCGCAUGCGGUGGGAGCACAAGGUGGGCCCCUCAUCCUAGAGGUGGGCUGUGGGUCGGGAGCCAUCUCCCUCAGCCUGCUGAGCCAGCUCCCCCAGAGUCGAGUCAUUGCUGUGGAUAAGGGAGAAGACGCCAUCUGCCUGACCCGUGAGAAUGCUCAGAGGCUUCAGUUGCAGGACAGGAUUCGGAUAGUCCCCCUUGAUGUGACCUCAGAGGGCAGCUGGGCACACCUUUUACCCUGGGGCCCCAUGGACCUGGUCGUCAGCAACCCUCCGUAUGUCUUCCAUCAGGACAUGGAGCAGCUGGCCCCUGAGAUCCUCAGCUAUGAAGACCCAGCAGCCCUGGACGGAGGGGAGGAGGGCAUGGACAUCAUCACACACAUCCUGGCCCUGGCCCCUCGGCUGCUGAAGGACUCUGGAAGCAUCUUUUUAGAAGUGGACCCAAGACACCCUGAGCUCGUCGGUGGCUGGCUUCAGAGCCGGCCUGACCUGUCCCUCGAUCUCGUGGCUGUGCGCAAGGACUUCUGUGGAAGGUCCCGGUUCCUGCAUAUCCAGAGGUCUGGGCCACAGCGUGGCUGCCCUGCAGAUGCCUGGCCAGGGCCCCAGGCUGCCAGAGUGCCUGGUUGACACUUCUUCCUGGAAUGCUACUUGGAAGGAGGUGGAUGGUGCCUUCCAGAACCCCAGAUGCGUGUGGCAUUUCCUAUGGCUCUGGGAUCCCCCAUGUUCUACAUUUCUAGGAGACUUAGGGGCAGAAGCCAGGACAGGGUGUCCUUCCUGGGGCAGCAAAGAGCAAGGGCAUCUGCAGUCCGGCUCAGGAGCUGAGCAGACCCGGGUUCCGAGUCUGGCUCCGUCACAUCAGUGUGGCCACGGCAGGUUGCUCAGUGUCUCUGUGGGUGGAACUGCUCUGGGGAUGUUGGGCGAUAUGGCCAAUAAAGCGUCGAGAGGCC
This is a messenger RNA of Hipposideros armiger (great roundleaf bat), 1956 nucleotides long. RefSeq names its product HemK methyltransferase 1, mitochondrial release factors N(5)-glutamine (gene HEMK1). Bases 560 to 1636 code for a protein of 358 amino acids. The transcript is spliced from 12 exons. The record is from RefSeq and is a predicted model, not a curated record. Gene Ontology annotation, biological process: protein methylation. NCBI's taxonomy places the organism in Eukaryota, Metazoa, Chordata, Mammalia, Chiroptera, Hipposideridae. Gene Ontology annotation, cellular component: mitochondrion. Gene Ontology annotation, molecular function: DNA binding; protein methyltransferase activity; N-methyltransferase activity.